Messenger RNA from Pelodiscus sinensis (Chinese soft-shelled turtle), 735 nucleotides. Lineage: Eukaryota; Metazoa; Chordata; Testudines; Trionychidae. The record is from RefSeq and is a predicted model, not a curated record.
AUCUUGCUCCUGCUCCCCAUGGCCUUUCUCCUGCCCUAUGGGGCUCAGGCUGGUGAGAUCAUCGGGGGCCGGGAAGCCCGGCCCCACUCCAGACGUUACAUGGCCUAUCUGGAAAUACAAAUCAAGGGGGGUAAAAAGAAAUGUGGCGGAUUCCUGGUGAAGACAAACUUUGUGCUGACGGCCGCUCACUGCCAGGGAGGGAAGAUCGUGGUCACCUUGGGAGCCCAUAACGUUAGCCAAGAGGAAAAGACCCGACAAGUGAUCCCCGUGCGCCGCUGGGUCCCACACCCACAAUUCAACAAAAAGACCCUGGAAAAUGAUAUCAUGGUUUUACAGUUGUCACGCAGUGCAGUGCUGAAUACCUGGGUGCGACUUCUCCGCCUGCCCAAUGCAAAGUUCAGGUUGAGGCCAGGACCUACGUGCAGCGUGGCAGGGUGGGGUCGGACUGCCUUCAACUCACCGACUGACACCCUCCACGAGGUGGACCUGAAGGUGAUGGAGGACAAUCUGUGUAAGGCGUAUCCUCGCUUCAACACCUCGACAAUGCUGUGUGUGGGGGAACGUGGCCUCGGAAAAUUACCUUAUCGGGGGGAUUCUGGUGGCCCCUUGGUUUGUGAGGGAGUGGCUCAGGGCAUCGCUUCAUACGUUGAUGCGGAAUUGUGGGACCCAAGCGUGUUCACACGACUCACCGCCUUUGUCCCCUGGAUCCGGACCAUUCUGCAGAACCAGCUUUAA